AGCAGAGAAAGAAAGUGAAAGUGCAAGAGGAAGCGAUCAGAAAAGUCCCUGAGUUCCUUACUGCAUUCAUCUCACUCAUCUAAUCCGACUUUUACUGCGCAAAACUCCUUAAACAUGUCCAAAUUUAAGAUCAGCCGUGACAACGAGCUAAAGGUUCAAAACUUCCGCCAUUCACUGUAUCAGAAGGCAGAAGAUCUUUUCUCAAAUCAUAUUCCAAAGAAGAUUUCCCAGUUGGACAAUGUGAUUCAGGAGGAGGAACUGUGCGUCUCAGAUCUCUCUUCCCUCCAUGCGGCACUUGAUAUCCCUAUCCCCGAUCCUCCAAGCCCGGAAGAGGAGGAAAUGGAAACAGACAAGAAUGAAGAAGAGGAGAAGAAGAAGAAACGUCCUGUGUGUGGCUUCAUCAAAGGAAAUGAAAAGAUCAUGAAGCUGCUGGAUUUGGUGAAGCCUGAGAUUACGGGGCUUAAAGAGACCUGCAUCACUGUUUCUUGCUGGAUUUCACUCCUGAUUCCUAAGAUUGAGGAUGGAAAUGACUUUGGAGUUGCAAUUCAGGAGAAAAUCCUGGAGAGAAUUGCAGCUGUGAAAACCAAACUGGAAGGAUUUCAGACAAACAUUAACAAAUAUUUCUCAGAGAGAGGCGAUGCUGUGGCCAAAGCUUCCAAAGACAUGCAUGUGAUGGACUAUCGCUCGCUCAUCCAUGAGAAAGACGAAGCAGCAUACUGCGAGAUCCGCGUCAUCUUACUGGACAUACGCGGCUAUUACGCAGAGCUGUAUGACAUCAUCAGUAAGAACCUGGAGAAGGUGGUGAACCCAAAAGGAGAAGAGAAGCCCUGCAUGUACUGAGACCGAGACCCAUCUUCCUCACACACCUGAAAAUGCUAGAAAUGCUGUUUCUGUUGGAUAUUUCUGACCAAAUCAUGACUACACACUGUAACAAUGUUCAUGUCCAAAUAAAAAAAGCUUAGCGUUUGAUAUUAA
Molecule: messenger RNA, 975 nt
Organism: Tachysurus vachellii
Lineage: Eukaryota; Metazoa; Chordata; Actinopteri; Siluriformes; Bagridae
Gene: psme2
Product: proteasome activator subunit 2
Exons: 11
Coding region: 115-840 (241 amino acids)
Biological process (GO): regulation of G1/S transition of mitotic cell cycle; regulation of proteasomal protein catabolic process; positive regulation of endopeptidase activity
Cellular component (GO): nucleoplasm; cytoplasm; proteasome activator complex
Molecular function (GO): endopeptidase activator activity
Source: RefSeq, a predicted model, not a curated record